CGACCGCCGCUCUGUGCCACUCCGGCUCCGCCCCCGCUGGGUGUUUGUGGUGGGGCUGCGGAGUCGCCGAUCCCGCCGGAAGCGCCAGGACAAUGGGGACCCGGGACGACGAGUACGACUACCUAUUCAAAGUGGUGCUUAUUGGGGACUCGGGCGUGGGGAAGAGCAACCUGCUGUCACGCUUCACCCGCAACGAGUUCAACCUGGAGAGCAAGAGCACCAUCGGUGUGGAGUUCGCCACCCGCAGCAUCCAAGUGGACGGCAAGACCAUCAAGGCACAGAUCUGGGACACAGCUGGCCAGGAACGCUACCGCGCCAUCACUUCUGCGUACUACCGUGGCGCAGUAGGCGCUCUGCUUGUGUAUGACAUCGCCAAGCACCUGACAUAUGAGAACGUGGAGCGCUGGCUGAAGGAGCUGCGGGACCACGCAGACAGUAACAUUGUCAUCAUGCUGGUGGGCAACAAGAGUGACCUGCGCCAUCUGCGGGCUGUGCCCACGGACGAGGCCCGUGCCUUCGCAGAAAAGAACAACCUGUCCUUCAUUGAGACCUCAGCCUUGGAUUCCACCAACGUAGAGGAAGCCUUCAAGAACAUCCUCACAGAGAUCUACCGCAUCGUGUCACAGAAGCAGAUCGCUGACCGCGCAGCCCAUGAUGAGUCCCCUGGCAACAAUGUGGUGGACAUAAGCGUGCCGCCCACUACCGACGGACAGAAGCCCAACAAGCUGCAGUGCUGCCAGAACCUGUGACCCCCGCGCCUGGCCCCGAGCGUGCGUGCUCGUCCUCGUCCUCCCGGCCCCCCACCACACUGUCCUCCCCACCCUCUGUCCCUCUGUGACGGGCUCGCUCCUGCCCUCCCAGCGAGCUCCCCGAGGAGCCAGAGUUGAAUGGUGCCUCCCAGCCCGGCCUAGCCCACCUGAGGAAAGCUAGAAGCCCCGCUUGCUGCUCCUGUUCCUCGUGGGUCCCAGGGGGCACCUUGGUGGGUGGGGAGAGUGGCAGGGUGCACGGGGCUGGUCAGGGGGCAGGAGGACGGCUUGGCCGAGCACGCUUCUUGCAUUUUCCAUGGAAGAUUCCCAGGAGCGGCUGCCUCCCUCCCUCUCUGGCCACUUGGCCCAGCCAGCCCCUUGCACUCACCCAGAGACCCUUCCAGGUUGACUCCUGCAGAGCCAGGCACCGAGGGGGACCAGGGCAGGCGGACAUUCUUGGCACUCAGCGUCCUGCCUGCUCCCCACGUACAGGCCGACACGCCCUCACCACCCUCUGCGUGUGUGCCUCCAGCUCCUGCCUGUAGAUUUCCGCUGGGAGAAGACCCUUCUUCCCCCGUCAACCCCCUUUUUUGCACGCAGCACGCUCUCCGUUACCCCCUGCCCCUGUCUUGUCUCCCCAUCUGGUUCGGAACCUGUUUGCAAGUGAAGCAAUAUCUCCGUGUUUUGUAUAUACAACCGCUCUUGUAGCCUUUGGUUUUUGUUAUUGUAGAGAAACACAGAUUCUUUAUACACUUUGUAAGAUUGACGCCAAACCCUAGCUCUCGACCUCUUAUUCGCCCUGUGGCCCUGCACUGUCCCCCGAUGCCUCGCGCCCAUGACUAAAAUGUAUAAUCCGA
This is a messenger RNA of Loxodonta africana (African savanna elephant), 1603 nucleotides long. It is a transcript of the gene RAB11B, whose product is annotated as RAB11B, member RAS oncogene family. The transcript has 5 exons. The record is from RefSeq and is a predicted model, not a curated record. Gene Ontology annotation, molecular function: GTPase activity; GTP binding. Lineage: Eukaryota; Metazoa; Chordata; Mammalia; Proboscidea; Elephantidae. The coding region runs from base 93 to 749 and encodes 218 amino acids. Gene Ontology annotation, cellular component: recycling endosome; Golgi apparatus. Gene Ontology annotation, biological process: regulated exocytosis; constitutive secretory pathway.